This is a messenger RNA of Durotheca rogersii, 696 nucleotides long. RefSeq lists its product as uncharacterized. Lineage: Eukaryota; Fungi; Ascomycota; Sordariomycetes; Xylariales; Xylariaceae. The record is from RefSeq and is a predicted model, not a curated record. Bases 1 to 696 code for a protein of 231 amino acids. The transcript is spliced from 2 exons.
AUGGGGAUCUUCAGGACGGCACUAUUGACGACCGCUUGGGGCGUGGCGGGCAGCGUGGCUGGCCUGGGCACGGGCAUGGCCUAUUUGGCCGCCAGCACCACCCUCGUCGACCUCGCCAAGGACGACCCCAUGUUCCGGACGAAGACCUGGGCCAAGUAUAACCCGAAGGGCAACCCCGCGCUCCAGGACGUCGUCAUCAAGCGCGUGCCGCUGCGAAAGAUCCGACCCGACCUCCGCGACAACGAGGAGGUCCUGACGCUGGAGUUUUGUCGUGGCGUGUGGAGCCGCUGGGGCUUUUGGGCGCAGAGCAGGUUCCACGAGCGGUACGACCACCCGCCGGGAACGGAGGACCACCUGUGGCACGUAGCGGACCUAGCCGUAGCCAAGUACGAGAAGGGCCAGAAGUUCUCGAACCACUUCGAGGUGGUGAAUCGCGAGAAGACUGAGGUGAUCGUCCGCUGCGGAGGCUCGCCGCUGCAGCCCGGCCUGCGGAACUCGGACGGCCUGGUGGUGAUCAGCGCCAAGAUCGACCCGGUCGCCCAGCAGGCCGAGUUCAGCCUCAAGUCGGCGCUGUUCAGCAGCGGCGGGACUUUCGCGGAGGGUGCCGAACACCCCAUCCCGCCGACGAUCGCGUUCCUGCACCGGUGGUAUGUCCGGAUGCUGGUGGAGAGCGCGAUGAGGGGCGUCAAGUCGUGA